Closterium sp. Naga37s-1 is the source of this 1587-nucleotide messenger RNA. The record is from the annotation of a GenBank genome assembly. Lineage: Eukaryota; Viridiplantae; Streptophyta; Zygnematophyceae; Desmidiales; Closteriaceae.
AUGAGCUCCAAGCCUUCACCAGUUCUUAGUCAUGCAAAUGAAGCCUCUGACAACUGUCCUGCAUGCGCUGUCCCUUCCUUGCCGUUCCCCCUGAGAAGGAAAGGGCGAUAUCUCUGGUCCCGCUGCGUGGAAGGUCGUGCGGCGCCCACCCGCCUCCAUUUCCCAUCCCCCUGCCUCCCUCCGUCCGUCUUCUCCCUGCUCUGCAGCCCUGUACUGGACAUUCAUCAUCAACUGCUUCGCCGAGCAGUCGUGGCGGUUUGCAGGGACAGCUUCGCUCGUGUUAUUGCAUCGCUCGAUACUGCCGGUGGCUGUGGCGAGAUUCGUGAGCCAGGUCGUUCCCCUUCCCUGCUUUCUUCCACUUAUCGUCCACCUCUUCUCCCGCACGUUUUCACCCGCCAUUCCCCUCCCCCACGUCUUCUGCAACGCAACGUGCAGCUGGUGGCGUGUGUGGCGGCGCCACUGGUGGGUGACCUAUUGGACUCCGCUCCAAGGGUACCCAUUCUCAGAGCGAUUCUCGUCUCUCAGUCCACGGCCAUCAUGGUGGGAGCAGCAGCCACCAUGCACGCGCUGCACCUCGCCUUCCCUAACGCCGCAGCAGCAGCUGUUGCCGGCACAGCCGGCACGUCAGCGUUGUGUGCGCUGCCGGCAGCGGCGGUGCUGCAGCAGGGGUGGUUCGUGGUGGUGGUGGUGGCGGGUGCGGUGGAGCGACUCAUGGGGCUGGCGACAGGCGUGGCUGUGGAGAUCGACUGGGUGCUUGUCCUGGUGGGGGAGGAUCGGCCAGUGCUCAUGGCGAUGGCCAUGGCUACGCUAGGGAGGGUGGAGCUCCUGUGCGAGGUUGCGCAUCUCCUUUUCACCUCUCCCUACUCCGUAGCCUCUGCCCACUCUCACUUGCAUCCCUUUCGAUUCCCCCUCUCGCUGCUCGCCGUCCCCAUUCUGCAGGUGGCAGGGGCGUUCAUAUUCGGGGCACUCAUUGCCACUUAUGGGCCGUUAGUCUGGGUGGGCAUGGCGGUGAUAGGCGCAUUCAGCAGCGCCGGUGCGGCCAUGGGCUUCGCUGCCUCCUUCAUGUCGCCUGCACUCGUGGCACACCUCGGGAUUCUGCAGGCGGGCAGCAUCGCGCUUCUCUUCCAGGCCACCUUGCUCGCCCUCUCCGUGCUCGACUUCUCCUCUCUCCAUCUCUGCCCUUCCUUUCUGUACCAAUGCCUGCUCAUGCUCUUCCUCAUGCUUCUGGUGCUCUCUCGCAUGGGCCAGGGGGUGUACCAAAUAGUUGCAUGUCAAAUCAUUCAGGCUGUUCCAGCAGCAUCAGCCAACCUGUUUGGCACCACGGAGAUGGCUCUGGGCAGCCUAGCAGAGCUCGCCAUGCUCACCCUCGCCAUAGUCUUCCACGAUCCCAAGUAUUUUGGCGCCCUUGUGCUCAUGUCCUUGGCUGGGGUCGUUGCUGCUGCGGUGCUCUACUUCUCCUGGCUGGCCUUUCCCGACCAUAGGCUGCAGAUGCUGUUUCCAAAUCAACCAAAUGUUCAGUGGAGAAGUGUGCUGUGGGGGGAAAUGGGACAGGGGGAAAAGACAAAGGGAAAAGGUUUUGCUGGGUGA